AUGAAUUACGAUCCAUCGAUGCUAGCACACUGUCUUCCUGAUUAUUACAAGUUGCUGUUUCCGUUCAAACCAUUCUGCAAGUGGCUUUGCUAUGGUCAAAAGCCAUCAGCAUAUUUCUCGUAUCGAGAAUUCGCAUUCAUUUUCGAAGGAGAUGUACACAUACGCUAUCGAUCGUUCAACGAUAUGCUCGAAUUCGAGAAAGAACUCUGCAAAAGCAGUCCCUUUAAACUGGAUAUUGGAGCCAUCUAUAAUCAUAAGCCAAAAGACAAUAAAAAGUUCUCGGAUUUCCGUGCGGAACAGCGUGAAUUGGUAUUCGAUAUUGACCUGACUGAUUAUGACGAAAUUCGGAAAUGUUGUUCUGGUGCAAAUGUUUGUAAGAAAUGUUGUCGAUGGAUAACAAUCGCAAUGAAAGUGUUGGAUAGACUUCUGAAAGAACAUUUUGGUUUCAAACAUCGACUUUGGGUAUUCUCGGGUCGAAGAGGAGUGCACUGUUGGGUAGCCGAUGCAGAAGCACGUAAACUGACCAAUCCGGGUCGAGCAGCCGUUGCCUCAUACUUAUCGUUGAUAUCGGGUCAACAAAAUAUUGUGAACGUUUCUGAGAAGAAAGGCUUCGUCCAUCCGGUGAUUAGUGAUGCAUAUCAGUUUAUCAUGGAGACCGGUGAAGUGGAUCGAAUGGUAGUGGAACAAGGCUGGUUGAGUGGUGAAGAGGGCUUGUCGGCGUUGACUGAGGGAUGCAAAGAUGACAAUGUUAUCAAUGAACUCAAAUCGAUUAUUAAUGAUGUUAUGAGAAUCGAUUCAAUCGAACAGCAAUGGCUGGCGUUGAGGAUAAAACUGGAUAGCGUGAAACGAAAGGAGAUGAUGGCACAGAAAGGUGUGGAGUUAUGCAAGGUCAGUUGUAUAGUCCUAUAA
This is a messenger RNA of Anisakis simplex (herring worm), 909 nucleotides long. The record is from the annotation of a GenBank genome assembly. NCBI's taxonomy places the organism in Eukaryota, Metazoa, Nematoda, Chromadorea, Rhabditida, Anisakidae.